GUUUGAUUUGGAACAUCUUAGGUAAUUGCAACAUUGAUAACCUAUGCGAGCACUUGCCCCUAUGUUAUUGGUUAGCGCCUCUGUUCUUGUGGCCGUGAUAGUUGCUUACACUGGAUGGAAAAAUACUGCAAUAAAAAAUACUUUCGUUAUAGUUGUUCCUUGUUAUGCAAUAAGAAAAUGAUUCACACUUUUUGUUACUUUGCAAAAAUCUAUCGAGAAGAAUAUAUGCACGUACUUCUGGUGCUGGUGGAGAUUUGAUGAGUGAAAGCAUAUGCUUUUAUUCAUGUUGAAAAUUGCUUUGUACUUUACCUUAACUCCAUCUGAAAUUUGUGGACAUUAUCAUGAGAGAGGGUCCUUGAAAUGUGGUAAUGGCAGCUAUAUUUUUUCUAUCCCUGGGAGAAUGGGAGGUGUCAGCAGAUACACGUCCCUUAUGCUAGUUAUAAUAGCAUUUUUGGGUGCGUACCUACUGUUAUUGAAAUUCGGUUGUUUGUUAAUUUCCUGUUGAACUUAAAUCUAUGACAGAACCAAGCAUGUAUAUCUUUCAGAAACUAGAAUAAAUUAGAUUUUCCAGUUUUAUUGCAACUUGUGGGCAUUUGGAUAUACAAUAGUCAUGUCUAAAACAGAUCUGACUAGUCAACUUGUAAGUGGUUGAUUGAUAUCUUUAUUUAUAUGUAGGAUGGUCAUGGACUUGUUUACCGUAUACCUAACUACAAUGAUAGAAAUAAACAGGUCAAAUAGAAAGAUCCAUGAUAAGGCGUCAUGUCUUGUAUUAUGAUUUAAUUUGGAUGACUGAGGAAGUCGGCUUCCACGCAGUUGACUUCCUAUACUAUGAGAAAAAAGACCCGCAACACAACUCCUACUUAGCUCACAUCGAUGAUCAAAGUUUUGUUGUAAAAAUGUUGUCCGACCCUGGGAUUGAGAAAACUGUGCAUCUUCAUGUGCCAAAGGAGAAGUAUAGCGAUGAUAUUGCUUCACGUAGCAAUCAAAAUGAUAUCGCUCCAUCUAACUAUCCAAAUGGGAGGGCUCUCUUACUGGAUGGCGGUGUGUCUACUGAAGGUGCAGAGCAACUUACUGUGAGAAGGCCGCAAAGACGGUUGCGUAGGGCAAAAAGGUUGAAUGUGAUUGAGAUUGCUGACCAACUUGAUGAUGAAGAUGGAGACUUCAGCAAUGGUCAGAAAAAUAUUGCACCAAGUGAUGAAUCUCAAGCAAUAGAAGAUGAAGAGGGUCGAUUUCACAAUCAAGGCAAGGGAAAGGCGCACAAGUCAAUCUUUUGCAAGACUAGAGAAGCAGGGGACAAAAAAAUAAAUGUAACUUAAUAAGAAAGCGUACUUCUUCACUCAAGGUACGCAUUUCAAAUUUAAGUCAUUGUGACCUUAGAUGGCUGGCAUUCUUUAGUAGCAUUAUGAACACAUUUUGCUCAAGGAUUCUUAAUUGCUUGGCCUUCAGCUUUUAUAAGUUAUUUUCUCUUCUAUUUUCUGGAAUCAUAUGGUGCACAUUUAAUCAUAUAACUAUGAGGACCAAUUUUUCUUUUGCAGAUUCGAAAGAAGUAUGAUUGAGUUGCUGUGGAAUACUCCGAUUCAAUCAAGAAGCAAACAAAUCUGAAGAUUUUUCUUAGCAUGAGCUGCAGCUGAACACUAUAGU
Lolium rigidum is the source of this 1641-nucleotide messenger RNA. RefSeq lists its product as uncharacterized. The record is from RefSeq and is a predicted model, not a curated record. The transcript has 3 exons. Bases 747 to 1316 code for a protein of 189 amino acids. NCBI's taxonomy places the organism in Eukaryota, Viridiplantae, Streptophyta, Magnoliopsida, Poales, Poaceae.